AGUUUAGAGCAAGUAACCUCAAAUUCUUGUUCAUUUUCUACAUUGAUUUCAUAAAUAUUUUGAAAAAAAGGUAUUAUCUGCCUAAAUUCUGAGCUGACAUUAUUCCAAAAUGUUUAUUACUGUAAAAUUAUUAGCAAAUAAACACCCUUCUUUUAUUGCGCGGACAGUUUUUGUCAAAAAUAAUAACGUAGAUGAUGCAUGCAGACUUAUAAAUAGAAUCAUGGGCAAGGAAGGUUUGUUGGAGCAAUUCAGAUUAACCAGAUAUUAUGAGAAACCAUUCCAGACCAGACGAAGAAUUAAUCACGAAAAGUGCAAGGCUUUAUACAAUGAAGAUAUGGAAAGAAAAAUACAGUUUGUAUUGAGAAAAAAUAGGCAUGAACCAUUUCCUGGAUGUCACUAAAAGUGAACAUUAUUAUUAUUGGGUUAAAGUAAUGCUUAGUUUAGUGGUUGUUAAUAUGUGAAAUAAAAUGUAAUAGUAUGCAAUAA
Molecule: messenger RNA, 486 nt
Organism: Aricia agestis (brown argus)
Lineage: Eukaryota; Metazoa; Arthropoda; Insecta; Lepidoptera; Lycaenidae
Gene: mRpS21
Product: 28S ribosomal protein S21, mitochondrial
Exons: 2
Coding region: 110-400 (96 amino acids)
Biological process (GO): translation
Cellular component (GO): ribosome
Molecular function (GO): structural constituent of ribosome
Source: RefSeq, a predicted model, not a curated record